Populus nigra (black poplar) is the source of this 2786-nucleotide messenger RNA. RefSeq names its product protein kinase STUNTED. Gene Ontology annotation, biological process: protein phosphorylation. Lineage: Eukaryota; Viridiplantae; Streptophyta; Magnoliopsida; Malpighiales; Salicaceae. The transcript has 10 exons. The record is from RefSeq and is a predicted model, not a curated record. The coding region runs from base 123 to 2285 and encodes 720 amino acids. Gene Ontology annotation, molecular function: ATP binding; protein kinase activity.
AUGACGCCCACGAUCAUUUUCAUUUUCUGAUUUCCACACAGAGAGAGAAAGAGAGAGAGACACACACACACAGAGAAGCCAUAGCAAUAAUUUUUUAGUGAGUAAAAGUGGGAAUCUUUGUCAUGGGCACUGACAAAACUGUCCCCGGUGGAUGUGGAGACGACGGUGGUGGUGAUGAAGGUGUAGUGUUGGUGGUGGGAGUGAAACUUGAUGGACAAAGUAGAGAACUUUUGACAUGGUCACUUGUGAAAAUGGCACAGCCUGGUGACCGUGUAAUUGCGCUUCAUGUUCUUGAUUCUGGAACUGGUAAUGUUAACAGUGGUAAAGAAUGUGUGGCAGGGACUGGAUCAGUUUUGUCAUUAGUGAAGACAUUUGAUUCAUUGCUGGCUGUCUAUGAAGGUUUUUGCAACUUAAAGCAGGUAGAUUUGAAGCUAAAAGUGUGUAGAGGUGAAUCGGUGAGGAAAAUUCUGGUAAAGGAAGCAAAGGCAAGUAAUGUUGCUAAGCUGAUUGUGGGAACUUCCAAGACACGUCAGAAGCUCAACUCUUCAACCUCAACAGCAAAGUAUUGUGCUAAAAAAUUGUCGAAAGGUUGUUCUGUCUACGCAGUUAGGAGUGGCAAAAUUUUGUUCCAGAGAGAAGCAACAGUUGCAAGUAAUGAUCCUUUUCAAGAGAAAUUGAACCAAGAAAGUCGAAAUCGCUCACAAAAAUCUCAGAAUAAGAAUUCUCCAAAUCGUACUCCGCCAUUGCUAUUGCCGGAUGAUUCUGGAACACACGUAUUGGAGGAGUCAUGUUGGGAUGGCAAUGAUGAUAACUCAUGGGCUUUGGUACCAAUUCAAACGAGUAAGACACCGUCGGAUUCAGAUUCCAAUUUGAGUGAAGCAUUGGAGUCAAAACAGGGUUGGUCAUUUCUUCGCCGGGUACUUUUCCCUAAGCAGCAGCACUCGGAGAAAGCUCAUGUGAAAAGGCUGUCUGUGGUUAAAUGGGUAUUUAGGAUACCCACCCGAAAUUCUUCAUCUGUGGUACAUCCAGAUCAAAAACAGAAUAUUUCACUAGCAGAUGCAGAUCAGAACUCCAAUUUAGAAGUCGAGAAUUAUGCAAUCGUGCCAGUGGGGCCUGAGGUUGCUUGGACUCCCAUUUCACCAUGCCAUGACUUGAAUGGCAUCCCGGAAGAGUUGAAAAAUCUAUGCGAGAGAUACUCAUCAUCAUGUAGAUUAUUCAGCUAUGAGGAACUUGCAUUGGCCACCUCAAACUUCAUUCCUGAGAAUAUGAUAGGCAAGGGUGGUAGCAGUCAUGUUUACAAAGGUUGCCUUCCUGACGGAAAGGAAUUGGCAGUGAAAAUCUUAAAGCCAUCUGAAGAUGUAUUAAAAGAGUUUAUUGCGGAAAUUGAGAUGAUUACAACUUUACAUCACAAGAACAUAAUCUCUCUAUUCGGAUUCUGUUUUGAGCAAAACAAAUUACUCCUGGUUUAUGACCUUUUAUCAAGAGGAAGCCUGGAAGAGAAUCUACAUGGUAACAUGAAAGAUGUGAAUGCACUUGGUUGGCAAGAGAGAUACAAGGUGGCUGUGGGUGUAGCAGAGGCACUUGAUUACUUACAUAAUUGCUGUGAUGAGCCUGUGAUCCACAAGGAUGUAAAAUCUUCAAACAUACUUUUAUCAGAUGAUUUUGAGCCACAGCUGUCAGAUUUUGGGCUGGCUUGCUGGGCUUCUACUUCUUGCCAUACAACGUGCACUGAUGUUGCAGGAACCUUUGGCUACUUGGCUCCAGAGUAUUUCAUGCAUGGCAAAGUAAGUGAUAAAGUUGAUGUAUUUGCAUUUGGAGUUGUGCUCCUCGAGCUUCUUUCCGGUAGAAAGCCAAUUAACAGUGAACAUCCAAAAGGCCAGGAGAGCCUUGUCAUGUGGGCGAAGCCAAUUCUUGAGGGUGGUAAAGUUUCCCAAUUGCUUCCGCGUCUAGGUGGUGAAUAUGAUGAUGAUCACAUCGAAAGAAUGGUAUUAGCUGCAACCCUUUGCCUCAGACGUUCACCUAAAUGGAGACCACAAAUGAGCCUUGUUCUGAAGCUCCUCCAAGGAGACGAGGAAGUCAAGAAUUGGGCAAGGCAUCAAGUUUGUGCAUCAGAAGAACAUGAUGCCAUGGACGGGGAAACAUUUCCUAGCAAUAUCCAAUCCCAUCUUAAUCUUGCAUUACUAGAUUUAGAGGAUGAUUCCCUUUCUAUUAGCAGCACCGAGCAAGGUGUCUCAAUAGAAGAUUACUUGCAAGGGAGAUGGAGCCGCACAUCAAGCUUCCACUAACCAUAGACCAGUGGAAAGCAAUGUGCAAGUAUAUCUCAUUUUGUGCCAACUUUUCAAUGUAUAAGGGCUUGUAUUGGUUCAUCUUUUCAGAUUCUUUUCUUGGUUCAAUCCACUGGUGAGGUCUUGGAAGAGAGGUUUUGUGCAAGAGGUUUGCCUCCGCCUAGGCUAAAAAGUUAUUUUACUGUGUAUGGACUGGUUUUGUCUCCAAUCCUUGGUCAUUGCUUAAUGUAGUUUAGAAAAUGAUUUAGCAUAUAGCAAAACUCCCACCUGAAUAUUAGGGGUGAAUAUGGACAGUAAAGCCUCUCUUCAAUUAUAAGCUGUACCCGAAGACGAGUGUCUUUGCUUUCUUGCAUCACAUAGUGGUGCUAAAAAUAUCUUCUGCAGGACUUCAUUAUUUGUAUGGAAGUGCAGCGGAGAUUCCUUCUGUUCUUCUGACUCUGAAACACUUGUUUGGGUUGGCUGGUGUUGUCCCUUGAAGAUGAAAAAGCUUAACCUUUAUUA